GCUUGCAUGCGUAGUCUCCGUGCGCACUGGUGAGAAGCUGAUUACGGAAAUAGCAAUCUGGGACACUUCUUUUAUCACAAGGCCAGUGUUAUUGACUUAUUACACCGGCUUUGGGGAAGGGGAAGGGAAGUAACUCACACACGUGAGUGGCAGCCAGUAUGGCAUCUGGGGACGACAGCAACAUGAUGAAUACACCACCCCCAGGGCCUACCCCAUCUUACCCUCAAGACAAUGUGCAGAUGUUGCAGAAGGCUAUUAGCCAGAUGGAAGAGAAAGGGAUGCAAGGAGACCCAAGAUAUGAUCAACUGAUGGUCAUGGCAAACAGAGCCAAAAACAUGCCAGGAGGGCCUGGACCACAUGGCAUGCAAGGGGGACCAGGUGGGCCGGGAAUGGCUGGCACCCCUCCGCAUGGAAUGACCAUGGGGCCACAGUCACAGGGAAUGCAAGGGCCAAUGCCAGGAAUGCACCAAGGUCCUCAGGGAAUGGGUGGUCCAAUGCCAGGUAUGGGUGGGCCACAACCAGGAAUGGGUGCUUCCCAACAAGGGAUGGGUGGAUCUCAGUCCCGGGAUGGGUGGGCCUCAACAGGGAAUGCCUGGUGGCCCACAGCAAGGAAUGGGUGGAGGGCAGAACAUGAAUGGAGGAUCUCAACAGGGCAUGAAUGGUGGCCCUCAGCAAGGUAUGCCCGGAGGUCCUCCAGGUAUGCAAGGACCUGGAGGCAUGCCCCAUGGAGGAAUGGGUGGUCCAGGUCCCAACAUGCAGGCAAUAUGGCCUCACAGAACAUGGGAGGUCCCAAUGACGGGCCAAUGGGGGCACCUGGUUGAACAUGCCUCCCGAACAUGAACAAUCCCAAUGUGCCAACAAGUAGUACAUCGAUGUCGCAACCAUCAUCCAACAUGGGCGGCCCCACAGUACCCAAUACUAGCGGUAGUGGUGGUGCCAUGAACACAACAAUGGCUGGCCCUGGUAUGAACUCUGGCCCUGGGCCUAUGGGACCUGUUUCAGGGAACAUGGGGAUGGGACCAAACAUGCCACCCCACAACAUGGAGGGGAAUCAAGGUCAAGGUAAGAUCCAAGGCAGUGCCCCACAAGGAAUGCCCCCGGGACAGAUGCCCCCUGGAGGACCCCGCCCCACCGCCUUCAGCUCCGCACAGCUCCAUCAGUUGCGAGCACAGAUCAUGGCCUACAAGUUACUAGCUCGCAACCAGAUCAUCCCGGACACACUCCGGUUAGCUGUGGAGGGUAAGAGGCCACUGGGACCAUUUCCUAGACCAGCAGAUCCUCACCAGAUGCAGCAGAUGAGGAUGCAACAUCAGCAGCAGCAACAACAACAGCAGCAGCAACAGCAGUCUCAACAGUCAUCUGACCCAUCACAGCAGCCGCCGCAGAUGCAGAUGAGGACAAUGUCAAGUACUGCCCCGCCCUCAGCGAUAAUGUCUAAUGGAGCCCAGGUCCCAGCAUCAACACCUGACAGUGGAGCUCCAACACCCAGACCCACCCAGCCUAGUCAGCCCCCUCCACCUUCAGUGCAAGCUAUGAUGGCCCUUCAGCAGAAGCAGAACCGUAUUGCACCGGUGGCUAAACCACAGGGAUUGGAUCCUAUUGAGAUGCUGAAUGAGAGAGAAAACAGACUUGCUGCUCGGAUUGGAUCUCGGAUCCAGGAACUCAGCAAGAUGCCGGCCACCAUGCCUGAAGACAUGAGAUGCAAGGCUAUGAUAGAGCUCCGGGCGCUCAGACUUCUCAACUUCCAAAGACAGCUGAGAACUGAUGUAGUGUCCUGCAUGAGACGAGACACCACUCUAGAGACAGCCCUCAACACCAAGGCAUACAAGCGCAGCAAGCGACAGUCACUCAGAGAAGCACGUAUCACCGAGAAGCUGGAGAAACAACAGAAGGUGGAACAGGAGAGGAAGAAGAGGCAGAAACAUCAGGAAUAUCUGAACGCAGUGCUCCAGCAUGCCAAGGACUUCAAGGAGUUCCACAGGAAUGUAACAGCCAAGAUCAGCAAGCUGAACAAAGCAGUGAUGACGUACCAUGCCAACACUGAGAGGGAACAGAAGAAGGAGCAGGAGAGAAUAGAGAAAGAGCGUAUGAGACGUCUCAUGGCUGAAGAUGAAGAGGGUUACCGUAAGCUGAUUGAUCAAAAGAAAGACAGGCGCUUGGCCUACCUGCUCCACCAGACUGACGAGUACAUUGACAAUCUCAUGAAACUGGUCCAUGAACACAAGGAAGAUAUCCGCAAGAAGAAGAGGCACAGGAAGAAGAAGAAGAAGAGGCCCAAGGUUCCCAAGGAAGGGCAGAGUGGCGAUGCCCUUAAGGAAGGGGGGGACGAGAGCUCUAACAUGAGCGAGAUCCAUGCAACUGUGAAGGAGACGGCUACUGGGAAGGUGUUGAGUGGGGAGGAUGCUCCUACUGCUGGACAGCUUGAUUCUUGGCUAGAACUGCACCCUGGAGAAAUGCGGGAGGCGGGAGGGGAACUGACCCAGGUCCCCCCGUCCAAAGCCAAAAAGCCUCGUAGGCAAGGCAAAAAGUCACGCAGCCAGUCGCCUUCUCACGCUCCUAGUAGCGGUUUUGACAUGUCGCUAAUUACGCAGAUGUUCCAGCAGCACGCGGACUCGGCGAGGUCCCUCGCUCAUGAGUCGGUUGAGGGCUCCCGCAGGAGUUCCUCGCCCACUCUGAGCGACUCUGAAGCCGAUGAGCCACUUCCACAGCCUUCCAUAUUGACUGAGAAUAGACCUGGUACUAUAGCGACAAGCCCAGAAAAUCUAGACGAGGAGACUGCCAACAAGAUUAUACAACAAGCGUCUACUAAGGAUGAGGAUGAUGAGUACAAGAAUCUAGAAAACUACUAUGGCGUUGCUCACACUGUCAGAGAAAAGGUGUUCGAACAGGCGUCCAUCUUGGUCAACGGAACCCUGAAGGAGUACCAGGUGAAGGGUCUAGAAUGGCUUGUCUCCCUAUACAACAAUCACCUGAAUGGUAUCCUUGCUGAUGAGAUGGGUCUAGGAAAGACCAUUCAGACCAUUGGUCUGAUUACAUACCUCAUGGAGAAAAAGAGAGUAAACGGGCCAUUCCUUAUCAUUGUGCCAUUGUCAACAUUGUCCAACUGGAUCAUAGAGUUUGAGAAGUGGGCCCCCUCUGUUAUUAAGAUCCCAUACAAGGGUUCACCACUGGUUAGGAGAAACAUCGCCCCACAGUUGAAGGGAGGCAAGUUUAAUGUGCUCCUGACAACAUACGAGUACAUCAUCAAAGACAAGGCCAUUCUGUCCAAGUUACGCUGGCGGUACAUGAUCAUCGAUGAAGGUCAUCGUAUGAAGAACCACCACUGCAAGCUGACCCAGGUCCUCAACACCCACUACAUUGCCCCCCACAGACUGCUGCUCACCGGAACCCCACUCCAGAACAAAUUGCCAGAGUUGUGGGCCCUCCUGAACUUCCUCUUGCCAUCCAUCUUCAAGUCCUGUGCCACAUUCGAGCAGUGGUUCAAUGCUCCUUUCGCCAUGACGGGAGAGAAGGUUGAGUUGAACCAGGAAGAGACCCUGCUGAUUAUCCGACGUCUCCACAAGGUGCUUCGACCCUUCCUCUUGAGACGGCUGAAGAAGGAGGUGGAGUCUCAGCUACCUGAGAAGGUUGAGUAUGUGAUCAAGUGUGAGAUGUCGGCUCUACAGCGCUUCCUGUAUCGACACAUGCAACACAAGGGCGUCCUGCUCACUGAUGGAUCUGAGAAGGACAAGAAAGGCAAGGGAGGAGCGAAGCUUCUGAUGAACACCAUCAUGCAGCUUAGGAAGAUCUGUAACCAUCCCUUCAUGUUUCCUCACAUCGAGGAGGCCUUCGCAGAAACAGCAGGAUCACAGGGAGGAAUCGUCACUGGCCCUGACCUGUACAGAUCCUCAGGAAAGUUUGAGUUGCUGGACAGAAUGUUGCCAAAACUGAAGAUGCGUAACCAUCGAGUCUUGUUGUUCUGUCAGAUGACGUCUCUGAUGAGUAUUAUGGAGGACUACUUUGUGUACAGAGGUUUCCGGUACCUGCGUCUUGAUGGAACAACCAAGUCUGAGGAUCGAGGUCAUCUCCUGCACCUGUUCAACCAACCGGACUCCCCCUACUUUGUGUUUCUGCUGAGUACCAGGGCUGGAGGUCUCGGUCUGAACCUGCAGGCUGCCGACACAGUCAUCAUCUUCGACUCUGACUGGAACCCUCAUCAGGACUUACAAGCCCAGGACAGAGCUCAUCGUAUCGGUCAGAAGGCAGAAGUGCGUGUCCUACGUCUAAUGUCAGUCAACAGUGUGGAGGAGCGUAUCCUGGCUGCUGCCCGCUACAAGCUGAACGUGGACGAGAAGGUCAUCCAGGCUGGCAUGUUCGACCAGAAGUCCACUGGCUUCGAGAGGAAACAGUUCCUUCACGAAAUUCUCAUGAAUGAACAAAACGGAGAAGAGGAAGAAGAUGAGGUUCCUGAUGAUGAAACCAUCAACCAGAUGUUGGCCAGAACAGAGGAUGAGUUCGAGGUCUAUCAGAAAAUGGACAUUGAGCGCCGUCGUAAUGAAGCCAGAGAGGGAGGCAAGAGGAAACCACGACUGAUGGAAAUUGAUGAACUGCCAUCUUGGAUUACCAAGGAUGAGGAAGAGGUUGACAGACUGACAUGUGAGGAGGAGGAAGACAAGCUGUUCGGCCGUGGAUCUCGACAAAGGAAGGAGGUUGAUUACUCGGAUCAACUUACAGAGAAGCAGUGGCUUCGGGCUAUUGAAGACGGCAACCUUGAUGAAGUGGAAGACAAGAAGCGAGUCACAAAGAAAGGUCGUAAGAGGAAGCCGGUAGAUGAUGAUAUGGACCAGACGCCAAAAGUUAAGAAGAGGCGAGGUCGACCUCCAGUAGAGAAAAUGACCCCGAACCCACCGAAGCUGACAAAGAGGAUGAAGAAGAUACUUGAUGUUGUGAUAAACUACAAGGACAGUGAUGGCCGAGUGUUGAGCAGUAUGUUUAUGCAGCUGCCGUCAAAGAAAGAACUCCCUGAAUACUACGAAAUUAUCAGGAAAGCUGUAGACUUCAGAAAGAUAAAGCAACGCAUUGUGGACCACAAGUACCGCAGUAUAGAUGACCUGGAGAAUGAUGUGAUGUUGCUGUGUAAAAACGCCCAAGCUUACAAUGUGGAGGGAUCAGUGAUCUAUGAAGAUUCCAUCGUGCUACAGUCAGUAUUUACAAGUGCUAGAGAGAGGUUGGAGAAGGAAGGCAUGGUGUCGUCAGAUGAGAGCGCUGGAAGUGAAGAUGAGGAGGAUAUGGAUGACAAGGAUGAACAAGAUGAUGAUGCUGAUGAUGACGACAGCCAGCAUGUGAAGAAACACAAAUUGUCUAAAGACAGCAAAAAGUUUUUACAGACUCCAAGCGGCAAGCAGCGAGGGCCCAAACCUAGGAAGGCAAAGGCAAAGCCCAUCAUCAGUGAUGAUGAAUCAGAAGAGAGUGAUUCUGAUGAUGAUGAGGUGAUGCCAUCACGCAGCUCAACACGGACAUCAUCCCCAAGUCCAGGACAUCGGAAACGACGUGAAUAGAAACACUCUCGUAGCUUCUCUCUGUCUUACUGUAACAUAACAUAAGUGUCUUGUAUUGUAUCUCGGUGGGGGAUGGAGAGCAUUGUCAUCUCCACUGGAAUCAUUAUCGCCGCCAUAUUGGUAAUAUGUACGAAAAUAGUAACCCAAGGAAGGCUACCUUGCUUUAAAUGAACCCAAUUACUAUUAUUAAAUGUACAAAAGAGAUAAUUCAUCUGGAAUGAUUUUAUUAUUCUUUUUCAUCGUCCUGAUAAAGGUGUGCUUCUGUAUUGACUUGUUUCCUUGUUGUAGAAAUUAGCACAAGUAUACUUUGGGGUUAUUUCAUAGUAUGGCUUAAAGUUCCUGUAUCUUUGAAUGUAGUGAACAUCCAAUGAUUUUAGUGUUCUAUGUUUCCUUCCACUUUCAUUCGGUCACCUAGUUUAUACACAAUUCAGUCACCAGUUGUUAUCAAGGCUUGGUUUCAUUCACCCUCACAUGGAUUAUUACAUGAAAUCAGCCAUGAAUUGAAUCAGAAUACUGAAAGCAUUGAUCAGAUAUUUAAUGUGCUUUUUUCCAUUUUCAUGUAGCGAGCAAAAAUCAUCACUUAAAAAAUAAACAUGAUGUAUGUAAA
Haliotis rubra (blacklip abalone) is the source of this 6144-nucleotide messenger RNA. RefSeq names its product transcription activator BRG1-like. Gene Ontology annotation, molecular function: ATP binding; ATP-dependent chromatin remodeler activity; transcription factor binding. The record is from RefSeq and is a predicted model, not a curated record. Lineage: Eukaryota; Metazoa; Mollusca; Gastropoda; Lepetellida; Haliotidae. Gene Ontology annotation, cellular component: nucleus. Gene Ontology annotation, biological process: positive regulation of transcription by RNA polymerase II.